AUGGCCCCUCCAAACGCAGAUCCCUACGCGCCCCUCCCUCCCUACAAGAUCGAGUGCGGACCAUUGUCGACGGAGGAAAUACAUCAACCCGGCAAGGCCUUCCAGUAUCAGGCAUGUUUGGCGAUCUUCCUUCGGAUGAGGGAGGCAUGGAUACUAUACUGUAGCACCCGAAACCAGAUGCCAGGACCUGCAUUCGACCAGACGAUCCAUCAGCACUUGAUGCCGCCCGAUGCCUCUGCAGGACCAGUCUCAGGAGACAUCACAGCCACAACUCCGAACGCUUUGACGAAAGCUAGGCGGGCUUUCCUCAACGUAUAUCUCAAAUCUUCAGCCAAACCCAUCGCAUUCUAUCUGGUCGUCCCAGGAUACGAAGGGUUCGAAUUGGAGCUUCCAUCUGAUCAGAGCAUGCUAGCUGGCAUGUUUGUCAAGUUUGAGCUCGCAUACAUGCUCGCGUCCUUCGAACGACGCCCAGGCUGGCCAGAGGUAAGCGCUCUCGAGCUUUGGUAG
Peniophora sp. CBMAI 1063 is the source of this 507-nucleotide messenger RNA. NCBI's taxonomy places the organism in Eukaryota, Fungi, Basidiomycota, Agaricomycetes, Russulales, Peniophoraceae. The record is from the annotation of a GenBank genome assembly.